AUGAUAACAAACUUAUUUUCUGUAUUUGACCCUUCAACUACUAUUUUCAAUAUAUCAUUAAAUUGAUUUAGAACUUUUAUUGGUCUUUUAAUUAUCCCAUCAACAUUUUGAUUAAUACCUAAUCGAUUCCAAAUUAUUUGAAAUAAUAUUUUAUUAACUCUUCAUAAAGAAUUUAAAACUCUUUUAGGGCCAAAUGGACAUAAUGGAAGAACUUUAAUAUUUGUGUCUUUAUUUUCUUUAAUUAUAUUUAAUAAUUUUUUAGGACUAUUUCCAUACAUUUUUACUAGUACUAGUCAUUUAACAUUAACUCUAACAUUAGCUUUUCCUUUAUGAUUAAGUUUUAUACUUUAUGGUUGAAUUUGCCAUACUCAACAUAUAUUUGCCCACUUAGUUCCUCAAGGCACCCCUCCUAUACUAAUACCUUUUAUAGUUUGUAUUAAAACAAUUAGAAAUGUAAUUCGUCCUGGAACUUUAGCUGUACGGCUUACAGCUAAUAUAAUUGCAGGACAUCUUUUAAUAACUCUUUUAGGAAAUACCGGCCCUAUAUCAACAUCUUAUAUUAUUUUAUCUAUAAUUUUAAUUACUCAAAUUGCUUUAUUAGUACUUGAAUCAGCUGUAGCUAUUAUUCAAUCUUAUGUAUUUGCUGUUUUAAGAACUCUUUAUUCAAGUGAAGUAAAUUAA
Messenger RNA from Aedes albopictus (Asian tiger mosquito), 681 nucleotides. The record is from the annotation of a RefSeq genome assembly. Lineage: Eukaryota; Metazoa; Arthropoda; Insecta; Diptera; Culicidae.